Messenger RNA from Aspergillus welwitschiae, 943 nucleotides. RefSeq lists its product as uncharacterized. NCBI's taxonomy places the organism in Eukaryota, Fungi, Ascomycota, Eurotiomycetes, Eurotiales, Aspergillaceae. The transcript has a single exon. The coding region runs from base 601 to 837 and encodes 78 amino acids. The record is from RefSeq and is a predicted model, not a curated record.
GGCGUUGAAUAGGAUGCGGAUAUUGCAGCCGAGAUCGAGCUACGGACGGGAACGAGUCUUUGCCGAAAUCGCUGCGGGGUAGUGACGUGAGAAAUGAUGUGUUGCGGUCGUAAGGUCCGUUUGUAGCGUCGGCACCGUGCCGAUAACUAAGGUGGUGCGGCUGGACUGGCGGGAACGGUGCUACUGAGGGCAACAUCUUGACCUCAAAGCAGUAUUGGCACCGCCUUCUUCCGCCGGGAUUAUAGAUAUAUAUGCAAGAUCAAGGUUGAAAGUCGGAGAAAGAGAGGAGAAAAGAAAGAAAGAGCGAGUUUGAGAGAGAGAGAGAGGGAGGGAGGGAGAGACCGCGACGGAGACGUAUAGAGACUCGGGUUAUCAAGAAUAGGGAAAAGCAAUGCAGGGAUCUCGUCGAGGCGGUUCGGGGCGAUCGAAAUCAGACAGUGAUGGUCGACGGGGUUAUCACUCUCGAUAAAUUAUCAACAAGCAUCCUCCUUGAAACGUUUCCUACACCUCAUCCUGGGCAUGAGCCGGCUCAGUUGACACUCAGCGAAGGCGCCCACCGCUUGACCCUGGGCUCGACAUGAACGCUGAUUGUGGCCGGCAAUGACAGAAGACGCAAGUGCGGGCGCGGCGAAAGUGAUGGAGGAGGAAGAAGAAGAGGAGGAAGAGGAAAGGGAACCGAAUGGAGAGGCUGAGUCCGGGGCGAAGAUACCAUUCACGAAGCCGCUGGAUUCCAGAAGAUCAGAAAGACACGCAGGCGAUCCGCACCGACAACGCUAUUUGCUGCGUGAGAGACAGGUGGGUGAAGAAACGAUGCAAGGGAGGGAAAGGGAUCGAUGAGAGAGAAUCACAGCCCUAGUCAGCUUGCUAGAGCGCCCACACUGACGCAGGUGUCCGCACGACGCGAUCAACCACUAGGCAAUCCUGCGCUUGGCAGAAAUGCUGU